Bicyclus anynana (squinting bush brown) is the source of this 2169-nucleotide messenger RNA. It is a transcript of the gene car, whose product is annotated as vacuolar protein sorting-associated protein 33A. Lineage: Eukaryota; Metazoa; Arthropoda; Insecta; Lepidoptera; Nymphalidae. Gene Ontology annotation, cellular component: CORVET complex; lysosome. The record is from RefSeq and is a predicted model, not a curated record. Gene Ontology annotation, biological process: vesicle-mediated transport; intracellular protein transport. Bases 186 to 2006 code for a protein of 606 amino acids. The transcript is spliced from 11 exons.
CAAAAUAUUUUGUAAUUUGUUUUGCCGUGUUUCCAGUCAUGUUUUGUGCUUGUUUCUGUUUUAUUAAUUCUUAAUUCAGUUUACAGAAGGCCGCCAAAGAAUAGACAUCGAAAUUAUUUCGUUCUCGCUAUAUUCUUUAUAACUGUUUACUGUUGUAUCCCAAAUAGCAAAUAAACAUAUCGAUAAUGAAGGAAACAAAAAUGAGUACCCAUUUAUCGGGAGGAAGAUUAAACGUUGCUAUAUUACAGGAAACGAUGAGAAAAGAGUUGCUAAAUCUUUUGCAGCUGUGUGAAGGAAAAAAGGUAACUAUCUGGGAUGAAUGGCUAGCUGGCCCAGUAGGACUUGUGGCCCAGUACUCUUUGCUGAAGGAACAUGAGGUGGUGGACAUGUUUCCGUUGCGGCCAGGCAGCCUUCCCACUAUAUCUGUGAAACACAUAAUAUUCAUUGCUCGGCCAAAAUUAGAACUUAUGGACCUUGUUGCUGAUUAUAUACAUUCCUUAAGAACAAAACAAACAUCACCAGUGGAGUUUCAUCUAUUCUUUGUACCUAGAAAGAGUGAGCUGUGUGAAAAACAUUUGAAAAACAGAGGGGUGCUGAGUAACUUGUCCAUCCAGGAGUUCAAAUGUGACAUAUUCCCCUUUGAAAGUGACGUCAUGUCGUUGGAGUUACAAAAUGACUUUAGAGAAAAUUACUUGGAAGGGGAUCCAACAUGCUUGUACAAUGCAGCGCAAGCACUACGAACCAUACAACAGCUUUAUGGAAUCAUUCCACGUGUUUAUGGCAAAGGGAAUGCUGCUAAACAAGUGUGGGAUCUUCUUUGUCGUUUAAAUAAAGAAGAGCAAGUGCCGCGAGGAGCCACCACUUCGUGCAUCGACCAGCUGCUGCUGUUGGAUCGAGCCAUCGACUUCACUAGCGUCAUGUCCACACAACUCACGUAUGAAGGACUUAUAGACGAACUGUACGGCAUAAAGAACUCGACGGCGACAUUCCCCGGCCACAAGUUCGUGUCUCCAGACGACGCCAGCCCGGAGGUGACUGCUACGGAGCGGAAGCGCAUCAUACUUAACUCCAGUGAGGAACUCUUCGCUGAACUGAGGGACUGUAACUUCACUACGGUGGGGCCUGCUUUGUCAAAGAAGGCGCGAGUGAUCAAGACCCAGUUGGACGAGCGGCACAACGACAAGUCGGUGCAGGAGAUCAAACAGUUCGUGUCGCGCUUGCCGCAGAUGUUGGCCAACAAACAGUCGCUCGCCACGCACAUGGCCAUUGCGGAAUACAUCAAAGAGACCACAGACACUUUUGAUUUUCACGAUACCAUCCAGUGUGAGGAGGAUUUUUUGAAUUGCAUCGACAACGACAAAGCCUGUCCAUUUAUAGAAGAUCUUAUAGCUACAAAGCAACCAUUGAAUAAGGUACUUCGGCUCAUCUGCCUUCAAUGUGUCACGGGGUCAGGGUUGAAGCCCAAGGUGUUGGAGUACUACAAGCGCGAACUGGUCCAGGUGUACGGGCUCAACACCUGGCUGUCUCUGUGCAACCUGGAGCGGUGCCUGCUGCUGCGGCCGCAGACUGGCAUCCGGCAGUAUGCCGUACUCAGGAAGACUUUACACCUAACUAUGGACGAUUCUGAUGCUAAUGCGAAGGAGAAGAGCUACUUGUCGUGCAAGUAUGUGCCGCUAACUGUCAGGUUAAGUGAACACAUCGCUAAAAAUAAAGGAUGGGCUGGUAUAUCGGAUGUCCUGAGCAAUCUUCCCGGACCAUCUUUAGAAGAGCUUCAGAGCCUGCAGCCUCGCAUGACAAGACGUAACUCAAUCUCCAGCGAAAACUCAUCCUCCUUAGAAACUCCGAGGGUAGUUCUAGUUUUCUUUAUCGGAGGGUGCACGUACCAUGAGAUCUCCGCGCUAAGAAGUCUCAGCCAGCAAGAAGAUUCUAAUGUUGAGUUUGUGAUACUUACAACUAAAUUAAUAAACGGCAACACUUUUCUUGAAGCACUUAUGGAAGCUGAAUAAUAAGCUUGCCAUGUAUUAUAAUUUAUAAAUAUAUACAGUCCUCACCCGCGUAAUAAAUGGAUGUGACGACCUAGUGUCUCGUCCCAACUCCCAGGCACAUUUUGUAUUUUGCAAUUUUAAAUCUGGAAAUUAUUAAGACAUUAUUUCCAAAAUUAUUAUUUUU